ACACAUGCAUAUUGCAAAUAUUGAAAAGUUACCAUUAACCACCACAGGAUCACCAUUAUUGAUACGUUGUAAAACCUUUCUUUCCGUUACUUUUGUCAUACCUAAAGACUCAGAAUGUCAUGAUGUUUACACUUCACUAUUGAAGCUCUAUCAACCUGUUUCUAUUAAUAAGUUGUAUUGUUUUAAUUAUCAACCCGCCAAAGAUGAUUUUCCAAAAAAUGCGGGCUGGGAAUAUUUCAAAUUGGAAAAUGAAUUUAAACGUAUGCGUGUACCGAACGAUACCUGGACAUUGUGCAAUUUAAAUACGAAUUAUGAAUUGUGUGACACGUAUCCCAGACAAAUCUAUGUACCACAGGAGGCUAACACAGCCAUGUUAAUUGGUAGUUCACGUUUUCGUUCCAAAGGCAGAUUGCCAGCAUUAACGUAUUUACAUUCCAAUAAGGCUUCCAUUUGUCGUUGUAGUCAGCCAUUGUCAGGUUUCAGUGCACGUUGCUUAGAGGAUGAACAGAUGCUUGAAGCUAUACGCAAAACAAAUCCAAAUACCGACUACAUGUACGUUGUGGAUACGAGACCCAGGGUAAGUUGAAUCAUGCUGAAAACAAGCAACUGCAAA
Molecule: messenger RNA, 613 nt
Organism: Lucilia cuprina (Australian sheep blowfly)
Lineage: Eukaryota; Metazoa; Arthropoda; Insecta; Diptera; Calliphoridae
Product: myotubularin-related protein 8-like
Exons: 3
Coding region: 5-586 (193 amino acids)
Source: RefSeq, a predicted model, not a curated record